AUGGCAAGUGCCAAAACAGAUUUCACAAGUGUGAAUUUUUGCACGUGCCAGAUACUUUCUGCCACCGGUUUGCCAUUGGUCAGUGAGUUCAACCACAUCAUGCAGAUCCCUGCUGAAGAUCCCUUGCCUUCAAAUGCACGCCUUAUUGGCACUCCAGCCAUGGGGGAUAUCGCGAGUGCAGGACUGAAAACAGUAGGAGUUCACCGGACUCCUCAAGAGUUCGUCGAAGCAGCCAUUACAGCCAAACACCCAGGAGUAGCAACGGACCAAAUGCCAGGGCCCAUGUUGGAUGCCGUGCAAUUUUGCUUGAACCACUCAGUGUCGCAAGUUGCACAACGCAGAUCGGAAGUGGCUGUCGAGGAAACCUUAAGAGAAUGCAUGUCACAAGGUCGGCGAGAAAUCCUCCGGCACAAGAAGAUGUUGCUCUUCAAAGAGCUGUUGGUGGAAGCUUGUUCUCAAGACGUUUGCCUAUCAGACGAUACCUGCGAUGAUUUCGACCUCACUGGAAAAUUGCUGGCGUCGAAUCACUUUGACCAGAGAUCGGCCAGCCAGCUACCUACAGAAGCACUCAGGAGUGUCGCCAAUCGUGCUCGAGAAGUUUUGCUGGCAAGUGUGAAGAGUUCAGGCGACCAAGAGAUCGAUCGUGGAGUCUUGCAGGCCACCAUGAAAGAGAGGGACCAAGGUUUUGUGAAGGGACCCAUCAGUGCUGAUGUGGUGCCGGAUGGUACCAAUCGACUACAAAGCCAGUCUCGUAAACUCUGCAGUGACUCAGUGGAAAUGGUGACGCUACAUGGAGUCGAUCACAUAGCCUGUCUUGGAUCCGCUCUCCUUCAAGCUGUUUGGUCAGAAACGACACCUUCUGGGUUAGUGGCAAAAUGCUGGGACAUUGCACCAGCAUAUAAGCAAGUUCCUUUGUCCGAGGAAGCGUACGAGAAAGACUCCUACAUAGUGAUAUACAACCCGGAGACUCAACAGCAGGAAGUCUUCAAACAGGCAGUGUUGCCAUGUGGGCCGAUAGCUUCAGUGAUGGCUUUUCUCAGAUGUGUCAUAGGCAUCUGGCACAUAGGAAGCAGUUUGUUGAAGUUGACAUGGACUUCGUACUUUGACGGUUUCUUGAGCCUAGCUCCCCAUUGCCUAGCAAGACAUACGGAUUUGUGUAUCUCCACCUUCUUCCAUCUUCUUGGAUGGCAGCUUUCAGAGGACAAAUGGGUUCCUAUGCUGAGUGUUGCAAAGUUCUUGGAGCCGAGCUUGAUCUCAGUAAGAGUCCAGCUGGAGCCUUGGAAGUCCGCAACACUGAGAGCAGAAGACACGAACUGA
Molecule: messenger RNA, 1317 nt
Organism: Cladocopium goreaui
Lineage: Eukaryota; Dinophyceae; Suessiales; Symbiodiniaceae
Source: the annotation of a GenBank genome assembly